AUGGCCUGCUUUAUUGCUGAGCAUAAUCUGUCUUUUAACAUAGCACCUCAUUUGAAUAAAUUGAUUUGCGCUGUAUGUCCAGAUUCGAAAAUUGCUGAACAAUUAUCUAUAAGCCGCACAAAAGCUAGAGCUAUUAUUGUUAAUGUAACUGGGCAGACAGCUGAAGAAAAUAUGAUAGAGAUGUUACAGAACAAUUGGCUUGUCGCUAGAAUAGUAAAAUUAGAUUUCAGCCUUGAAGAUAGAUUUCUGACUUUAAUACCAAUCGUAGAUGGUACAGCAACAGCGUUGUAUGGCAAAAUAGUAGAAUAUUUUGUUGAAAAAAAUAUUCCUUACAAAUCAAACAUGAUAGGCUUUGCUUCUGAUGGCGUUAACGUUAUGUUUGGAGAUAAAUAUUCAUUAAUCACUUUGUUUAAAAAUGACAUACCUCACCUUUUUACUAUGAAGUGCAUUUGUCAUUCUUUUAACCUAUGCGCAUCAUACGCAUGUGAGAAAUUGCCAAGGGGCUUUGUUAGGGGCAAAUCGCACGUUCCGGCAACAUCGCAUACAACCGACACCGCAGCAUCCCAGCUGAUAUGA
Cylas formicarius (sweet potato weevil) is the source of this 576-nucleotide messenger RNA. RefSeq lists its product as uncharacterized. The coding region runs from base 1 to 576 and encodes 191 amino acids. NCBI's taxonomy places the organism in Eukaryota, Metazoa, Arthropoda, Insecta, Coleoptera, Brentidae. The transcript has 2 exons. The record is from RefSeq and is a predicted model, not a curated record.